Lutzomyia longipalpis is the source of this 1098-nucleotide messenger RNA. RefSeq names its product estradiol 17-beta-dehydrogenase 8. The coding region runs from base 119 to 853 and encodes 244 amino acids. The record is from RefSeq and is a predicted model, not a curated record. The transcript has 3 exons. Gene Ontology annotation, molecular function: oxidoreductase activity, acting on the CH-OH group of donors, NAD or NADP as acceptor. NCBI's taxonomy places the organism in Eukaryota, Metazoa, Arthropoda, Insecta, Diptera, Psychodidae.
UCACACAUCUGGUGCCCUUUAAUUUUUCCGUGAUUAAUCUGCUUUUUUUUGUAAACAUUGCAUUUAUCAUAAUCUUAGUUAUAUAAUUUUAUUACAGCAAUAUUAGCGGGCGACAGCAAUGACGGGAUUAGCAGGGAAAUUGGCUUUUGUAACAGGUGCCGGUUCCGGAAUUGGAAGGGCAGCAUGUAGAAUUCUUGCCAGGGAUGGUGCAACAGUCAUUGCGGCUGAUAAGAAUUUGUCAACUGCCCAGGAAACAGUUGAUCUCCUUGGGAAGGAUCCCCAUUCGUCGGUUUCCAUUGAAGUGGGCUCCUCAACUAGUGUCCGGGCUGCUCUUGCCUUUUGCCUGGAGCGCUACAAAAAGCCCCCAUCGGUUGUCGUAAAUUCCGCUGGGAUUACCCGGGAUGGGUUCAUCCUCAAGAUGGCAGAAGAGGACUUUGAUGCUGUCAUUAAUGUGAACCUAAAGGGAUCUUUUACGGUUCUUCAGACAUUUGCCAAGUCCAUGGUGGAACAAGGGGUCAGUGGAUCCAUUGUCAACUUGUCAAGCGUGGUGGCAAAGUCCGGGAACAUUGGGCAGGCAAACUACUCAGCCAGUAAGGCAGGUGUGGAAGCAAUGACGAGGGUAGCAGCCAAGGAAUUCGGGAAGUUCAACAUUAGGGUCAAUGCCAUUCUGCCGGGUUUUAUAAACACCCCAAUGACCGGUACUGUCCCGGACAAGGUCAAGAACAUGAUCAUCCAGCAAACGGCACUUAAGAGAUUCGGCGAGCCAGAGGAAAUCGCUGAAGUGAUUGCGUUCCUUGCAUCCGAUAAGAGUUCUUAUGUCACCGGAGCUUCUAUUGAUGUUAUUGGGGGGUAAGCCACAAAAAGUCAUAAUUCUUCUUUUUAUAUUCUUCCUGCCUCUAUAUCGCGACUCUGAGUGCUCUGCUGAGUAUCGAUGAUGGCCAAAAAAAAAACGGGUACAUUUAUAUUUUUUGUGUGUGGAUAAUUCUGAGCAAUGUUUAAGCGCAUUUUCUUCUUUUUUCUUUGAAACGAAAAGUCGUUGUAACUUUUUUUUCUUUAAAUAUAAAAUUAUAAAUACAAAUAAAAGAUUUUCAACGAGUA